UUGGGUCACAUUCAUUGCCGGAAGGUGUUCAGAGUCCUGAGGGAUUGUGCUGUGUAGUGUACUGAGCACAGCUAACAUUGGAGGAGCCGCGACCGCCCAUAGGAUAUCACAAUGACCGGCCUGCCUUCUGCCCCGCUGCUGCUGCUGGCCGCCGCCGUUCUCACGGUGACCCCUGCCACGGCCGCCACCCUCUCCGAGAGCACCAGCCUGGCCACGCUGGUGUCAGACGUGGUGGCACGCGCCACCAGCACCAGCGAGGUGCUCACGCUCAACCUCACCAACCUCAUCAUCCUCAUCGUCAUCAAGGCCAUCGUCAUCGUGUUCGGCAUGUUCGCGUUCGGCGGCGGGUUUGGCAGCCUCUUCGGCGGCGGUUUCGGCAGGUCGGCCGACGCGAGCCCCAGCGACUCGUGGCUGGAUCGCGAGGACCUGCUGCUGAUGCUGACGUACCUGCUCAGCUCUGACGGCAGCGACAACUACGAGUGCCUGAACAGGGUGGCCUGCGAGCAGCCCGACAGGGCGGCUCAGUACAUCAACGCCGGGAAGCUCCUCCUCGGCGGAGCCAAAAUGGCCGACAAGAUCAUCACCGUGAGUCCGGAGAAGUACACGAACGUGCUGCACGGCAUGCAGAAGGCAGUGUACCACGGCCAAAGCGGCGGCGUCUGCAGUCUGCGCUACAAGUGCUCCCGGCACUGACGUCGUUGCGACUUCACUGACCUCAGGUUGAUGGUGUCGUGAUGACGUCACUGACCUCAGGUCGCGUCAGGGGAGGGAGUUCUCAGCGGAGUGGCUCAACUCAGUCAGCGGGACACUGGGGACACUAAGGUGGUAUUUGGAAGCCGGCAGAAGCCUGAGCCGCCUGACAAGGUGCUGUUGUUGAAAAACAGCGCAAAAUAUCUCAAUGUAUGCUCCAAGCGCCCAGACCAUGAAUUUGCUGCUAAAUUGACAAAGAGUUAAAGUGAGGACAAGGGACUACGAUCAUGAAUCAUCUCGGAUCAGCCCCAGGUAAAUUUGAACCCUUCAAACCGAUAUUUUACUGGCAAGUGUCAUGAAAUUGGUGACAAAAAUACAAAUAUCCUGUUCAUUGUUCAGUGUAAUUAACGUAGAAUCUACUUUCAAACGACAAACAUUGUAAAUACUGCACUAUGUUAGAAUAUUUUAGCUUAUUUAUUGCCUCAUCAAUCGAUAUGGAGGACGCGUAAGUUUUGCUAGAGCUUCCAGAUUGAAACUGAACUUAAAGAAAAAUCGUGUCCCCUGUCACUUUUGCUCUGAAUGUGUUAGGUUUGCGCUGUCGACUCCACUCUUUUAUGUUUCCCCAUUUUAUUGUGUCUUGUUUGUUAUCAUUUGUAUGCUAAAUGGAAGUUCUGAAUGUUACCCUACAAUAAUUGUGUGCCGUCACUAUGCUUGCUUUGAAUCUCCAACCAUCGCGUUGUUCGCAGGAUUAUCUCUGAUAUUCCUCUUGAAGUGAAAUUGAUGAAAAUAAGAUUAAUCCAUCAUGAGAUUUAGUAUAUGGGUAUGAAUCAGUUGUACUCGGAGAUCAGCAGAAACGUCAGACGUUGUUACAAUUUAUGUCCGCCCCGAUUUCGUGUGUUUGACUGAUAUGCAUGGUCAUUGGCGAUGUGAUGAGACAAUAAACUCGUUAUGUUGUUUCACAA
Molecule: messenger RNA, 1652 nt
Organism: Amphibalanus amphitrite
Lineage: Eukaryota; Metazoa; Arthropoda; Thecostraca; Balanomorpha; Balanidae
Exons: 4
Coding region: 112-693 (193 amino acids)
Source: RefSeq, a predicted model, not a curated record